AUCUCCUUUCACUCGCAAAACUUAGGCUUCUAUUGAACUUCGGCCUAACCUUCUUCUUCUUCUUCUUAAAGGAAACCACCUAGCCAUGGAGGGUCUGCCACCAGGCUAUCGUUUCUACCCAACAGAGGAAGAGCUGAUUACGUUCUAUCUUUAUAACAAGCUUGAAGGAAAGAGAGAGGAUUUGGAGCACGUCAUACCAGUCGUGGACAUUUACAAGCUCGAUCCAUGGCAACUCCCAAAGCUUGCAGGAGCAUUGUGCCUUGGAGACCCAGAGCAGUGGUUUUUCUUCAUUCCUAGACAAGAGCGAGAAUCCCGUGGAGGGAGACCAACUCGAACAACGAGUUCUGGAUACUGGAAAGCCACCGGCUCUCCUGGUUACGUCUACUCUUCCAAUUAUCAGGUUAUCGGCGUCAAGAAAACCAUGGUUUUCUACAGAGGCAAAGCACCUUCUGGAUGCAAAACCAAAUGGAAGAUGAACGAGUACAGAGCCAUCCAUGGAGAAGCUACCUCAUCCAACAGUGCAACUCCAGUGUUAAGGAACGAAUUCAGUCUGUGUCGAGUUUACGUGAAAUCAGGUUGCUUGAGAUCUUUCGAUCGACGUCCUUUGGAAGGUACGACAAGCAACAACCAGAUGCAGCAAUCUCAUGCGGAUAGGGAGACAACAUCCCAUCAGACACCUCCAAAUGUGGAGAAAAACAGCUCCCAUGAGAUCUUGCCCUCAGGCGACCAUGCUCAUACCUCCAUACUCGGAGAAGCUAUAAACUGGAUGAUGUUUGACGGUUCCACCCAUCUGUGGGAAUGGGAUCAAUUGUUCUUGGACUUGGGAAAAUGAAAAAGAAAAAGGUCUGUAUCCUUAGAAGUGAAAUUGACAGACUACUGGAGUUAGUUAUAUUGGCAGAAAUAUGUAGGCCUUAUUAGCUAAACAAUUUAGCAGCGUCUAUAAGAAAGAA
Molecule: messenger RNA, 950 nt
Organism: Nelumbo nucifera (sacred lotus)
Lineage: Eukaryota; Viridiplantae; Streptophyta; Magnoliopsida; Proteales; Nelumbonaceae
Product: NAC domain-containing protein 90-like
Biological process (GO): regulation of DNA-templated transcription
Molecular function (GO): DNA binding
Source: RefSeq, a predicted model, not a curated record